Molecule: messenger RNA, 2223 nt
Organism: Arabidopsis arenosa
Lineage: Eukaryota; Viridiplantae; Streptophyta; Magnoliopsida; Brassicales; Brassicaceae
Source: the annotation of a GenBank genome assembly
AGGUUAAUUUUUGCAUGAAGCCUAUGAUUGUUUCUCAGAAAAAUGUACAAAUCCCAAUACAUUAGCGGCCAGAGAGAAAAAUUCGUUAGGUUAGAUGAUAUAGAUUCAAGUUCUUCUCCUGCCACUGGAAUGAUGAUGCAGAGAAAUUGUUUCGGAUUUAACCUAAAGAACCGGGGAGGUGAAAAGAAGAAAGCAUCCAAAUCUUUCAGGGAAGGAGUCAAAAAAAUCAGAUCAGAAGGUCUAAUAACCAUCGGUAAAUCGGUAACAAGAGCGGUUUUUCCAGAAGAUUUAAGAAUUACUGAGAAGAAAAUCUUUGAUCCUCAAGACAAAACACUUCUCAUAUGGAACAGAUUGUUCGUCAUUUCGUGUAUUUUAGCUGUCUCAGUGGAUCCAUUAUUCUUCUAUCUUCCCAUUGUUGAUAAUUCCGGAAGCAGCUGUAUAGGGAUUGACACGAAACUAGCUGUUACAACGACGACCCUUAGAACCAUCGUUGACGUUUUUUACUUAACUCGAAUGGCUCUUCAGUUUCGUACAGCUUAUAUAGCUCCUUCCUCUCGUGUGUUUGGUCGUGGUGAACUUGUGAUUGAUCCUGCAAAGAUUGCGGAACGGUAUUUAACCCGUUAUUUCAUCGUUGAUUUCCUUGCAGUGCUUCCUUUACCGCAGAUUGCGGUAUGGAAGUUUCUUCACGGGUCUAAAGGAUCAGAUGUGCUACCGACGAAAACGGCAUUGUUGAACAUUGUAAUCGUGCAGUAUAUUCCGAGAUUCGUGAGGUUUAUUCCGUUAACAUCAGAACUGAAGAAAACUGCAGGAGCUUUUGCUGAAGGAGCUUGGGCUGGUGCUGCUUAUUAUCUCCUCUGGUAUAUGCUUGCAAGCCACAUAACUGGAGCGUUUUGGUACAUGUUGUCAGUGGAACGUAACGAUACUUGUUGGAGAUUUGCUUGUAAGGUCCAGCCAGAUCCGCGACUCUGUGUUCAGAUUUUGUAUUGUGGGAGUAAAUUUGUGAGCAAUCGAGAAACUGAAUGGAUCAAAACAGUCCCUGAGCUUCUCAAGAGCAAUUGUUCUGCUAAAGCAGAUGAUUCAAAGUUUAACUAUGGGAUAUACGGUCAGGCUAUAUCUUCAGGCAUUGUAUCAUCAACAACAUUUUUCUCCAAGUUCUGUUAUUGUCUAUGGUGGGGUCUUCAAAAUCUCAGCACAUUAGGUCAAGGACUGCAAACAAGUACAUUUCCAGGAGAGGUUUUGUUUUCCAUUGCGAUUGCUAUAGCUGGACUUCUUCUUUUCGCGCUUCUUAUCGGGAAUAUGCAGACUUAUCUUCAGUCACUUACUGUUCGUCUCGAGGAAAUGAGGAUCAAAAGACGCGACUCGGAACAGUGGAUGCAUCACAGGUCACUUCCACAAAAUUUGAGGGAAAGAGUCAGACGCUAUGAUCAAUACAAAUGGUUAGAGACAAGAGGUGUAGACGAAGAAAACAUAGUUCAGAGUUUACCUAAGGAUCUCAGAAGAGACAUCAAACGCCAUCUCUGUCUAAAUUUAGUUAGGAGGGUUCCUCUGUUUGCUAAUAUGGAUGAAAGAUUACUUGACGCGAUCUGUGAGAGAUUGAAGCCGAGUCUUUACACGGAAAGCACUUACAUUGUGCGUGAAGGAGACCCGGUUAACGAAAUGAUGUUCAUAAUCCGAGGCCGGUUAGAAAGUGUAACAACAGAUGGAGGACGAAGCGGUUUCUUCAACAGAGGGCUAUUGAAAGAAGGAGACUUUUGUGGUGAAGAACUUUUGACAUGGGCACUUGACCCUAAAGCAGGCUCAAACUUACCUUCUUCCACGAGAACAGUGAAGGCUCUGACUGAAGUAGAGGCUUUCGCUCUUGAAGCUGAAGAGCUGAACAAUGGAGAACUUGGGCUUCUUGCUUCAUCCAAGCUGCUUGGCGUCGCUAUUCAAGAAGGAAAAAACGCUGAACUGAGACGGAUUGAAGAAGAAGAAGAAGAAAUGGGUUAUGAAGAUGAGUAUGAUGAAGAAAGUGACAAGAGGCCUAUGGUUAUCACAAGAACUGAGUCUUCUUCUAGACUGCGUUCAACGAUAUUUGCAUCAAGAUUUGCUGCUAAUGCAUUGAAAGGGCACAGACUAAGGAGCUCAGAGAGUUCAAAGAGCUUGAUGAAUCUGCAAAAGCCUCCGGAACCUGAUUUUGAUGCUGAAUAAUCCAAUUCUUGAUCAGAGGCCAACAUCAGAAUA